Molecule: messenger RNA, 1576 nt
Organism: Loa loa (African eye worm)
Lineage: Eukaryota; Metazoa; Nematoda; Chromadorea; Rhabditida; Onchocercidae
Exons: 8
Coding region: 63-1352 (429 amino acids)
Source: RefSeq, a predicted model, not a curated record
UUUUUGGCAUGAUAACGUAUGUGUAAUGGUUGACUGGAUGGUAAUGGAGUUAUUUGUAUGAGAUGAAUGAAAAAAAUAAGGGUGGAAUAAUGUCGAGAACGAUAGUGGAAUAUCCGAAACAUUUAGCGAAUAUAUCAUAUUUACGGAAUGGAUUCAUGGAGGAGGAUGGCGAUGAUGAAUUAUUCGAUUGUUGCAACUGUAUAAGAACAAGUUUUGGUAAUAUUGGACCUUAUACUGUUCGAUUGUUUUUCUGUUCAAAACCGGGUCUCAUAAUGGUUUUCCUCUUUUCAUUAUUAACAUUAUAUUUGAUAUAUUCAAACUGGAAUAGCAGCGCAGUCCUGCAGACAGAUGUGGCCUCAACAGUAGCUCCAAGUAACCAAUCACGGGCGCAUAAAAUUUUGCUAGAUUUAUGUAAAGCUUAUGCGGAACAAAAAGUGAGCGGUGAUUUGUGUAACCGUUUAUGUUAUCAUAAAAAAUGGAAUAUUUUGGAUAUUUAUGAAGGAAAUAAAAUUGUUAUCACGAUCAAAGAUGGUGGACAAGAGAUUAUACUUAAAAGUCAGCAUUCGCAUAUUGAUGAAUUUGAACAUUUGGAUCCACGAGUUAAUGAAAGCCUCUUUUUUGAUGCUAUCCUUGGUACAGUUAAUUAUAACUUGAGGUUAGGUUGGCCCUCACAUUAUAAACAUCAUCUGAUUGAAAUUCUUUGGCCGAUGUAUGUUCGCAAAGGACGUGAUUCAUUAUCCGAAGCUGAUCGUCGGAGUUUAUGGGCACUUCUUUCCCAAGAUGAAUAUAUUACUUUCAAGGUUCUACCCCUUACUCGUGUUACACCGAAGAUCAUUGGUACAUGCGGACAUUUCUACCAGGUAGAAACAUUGGUUCCAUUCCAUAUGAAAGGUUAUUAUAUGAAUUUGAAAGCUAAAAUAUUAUUUCAUCUGAUGGGAACUUUGAAAUUGUUCGAUGAAUUUUUGAACGAGCCAUUAGAGUGGUGUGAUAUAAAAUUUGAUAAUCUUGGACUUGCUGCUGAUUAUCCGAAAAGAUUCAUGAUAAUGGACGCAGAUAUGCUGUAUACUAAAUCACGUCUUAAUGCCAUACUGACUAAUCGAGUGUGCAAGCAGGAUACGGAUUGCCAUUAUUUUGAUUGCCAUGCUAAAUGCAAUAAUGGAACGGGAUUCUGUACCGAUCGGACAAAUAGUAAUUUAGAAGUAUUUUGCGACAAGCUCAUUUACCAGUUGUAUGGUAAAUUUUGGACAAAAUCGAAUCGCUACCUGGCUGCAUGCCGUGAUACAUCACUGACAUUCGAGCAGCGAAUCGCUGAUUUGCGAUUACUAUGGUCGUGGAAUUUUUCUGAUGUGUAAUUUUGCUUCUCAUGGUUAGGACCAUUUGAUUAAUUUUUUUAAAUUGUUAAGCAAAUCAAUACAUGUUAAACAAAUCCUUGUAUCUGUGAACUAAUCAUAUAAGUUCCUUAUCUUCAUCUCAAAUUUUGAGCUUUCUCUUUUAGAAGUACAAGAUGUUGAGGUUUUCUCAGGCAUCUCUAGCUCCCACUCUUCCUGUUAUAUUCGUAUUUUUCUCCAAGAAUGUU